CAACGCUGGUUCUGAUUUCUUGUUUGUUUAUCAAACAUACAUGCGGUUAGCGAUUGUGUCUAGAAUAGAUUUGUUUUCAUUAUUUCUAGUAAAGGAAAACUAUGGAACUUGAAUCAACAUUACAGGAAUCUAAUGAGCCGAAAACACUUGUAGACAACUCGUGUCAGAUACCGGUGGAGGGUUCUAAGAAUCCUGCUACUGUCAAGGAGAACGAAUAUGCCUAUCUUGCAGCUACUGGUUUCACAUCCGAGCGGUUCAAAAUUGAAGUUAGAAAUUUACCUAAGCACUAUGGAAUACAUGAAUUUAAAAAAUUACUGAACAUUAAACUUGGCCUCGCUACAAACAAAAUAAAAAUUAUACGUCCGGGAUGUCCAUUUCUGUUCGUUUGCUUUCGCGAUGAAAUUGAAAGACAUACUGCUAUCAAAGCGCUCAACGGGUUCGUUUGGAAAGGAAAAACGCUUCAAGCAUUCGAAGCCAAACCGGCACCAGAUCCAUUGGUGAAACGACGGAAUGAGGCUUCAGGUGUGCAUGGAACCAUUAGUGCAAAGAAACGCAAAACGCUAGAGGAAACCGUCACUGCUUUAGCGCAUCUCAGUUACGAGGAUCAGCUUAUGCAGAAACAAUCGGAAGUGAGAAAUAUAUUGAGCUCUUUCGGUAGUUUGAUUUGGAAAACCUGUCCAUCGUUGAGGGGUCACGUGGAAAAACAACGUCAGAAAUACGAUGGCUUGCCUUGUAAGUUGGAAGAUAUUCGAAAGUCUCCUCAAGUCAAUGGAUAUCGAAACAAGUGUGAGUUUUCUGUUGGAAAAAAUGAGGAAGGCGAAACACGGGUUGGUUUUCGAGUAGGUAGUUAUUCCAACGGAUUCAUUGAAGUAGAAUCGCCGGAGAACUUGAAAAAUAUUUCGGAUCAAAUGAAGGCUACCGUGAAACUUUUUGAAGAGUAUGUUCAACAGUCAAAAUAUGAAGCAUACAGCCCGGAAACAUAUUUGGGACAUUUCCGACAGUUGACUAUCAGAACAUCCAGUUCUACCGGUGAGGUAAUGGUUGUUGUGGGAAUUCAUCAGCAAUCACUUAAUACGGAAGAGCUGAAAGCUUUUCAGGAAUCUAUUGUCUCGUGCUUCACCUCAGCGAGAGCCAAAGAAAUCGGCAUCAAUUCGAUAUAUUUUGAACGAAUAGAAAAGUGCAAACCAGGUCAUAAUGUGAAUCAGAUUGAACAUUUGUAUGGAGAAACUCACAUUGUGGAUUCGAUUCUUGGACUCAAAUUUCGUAUUAGUCCGUUAGCAUUCUUUCAAAUUAACACACCUGGAGCCGAAGUCCUUUACAAAUGUGCAAUAGACUUGGCAGAAGCUACCGAUAAAACAUCUAUUCUGGAUAUUUGUUGUGGAACAGGAACGAUAGGAAUAUGUUUUGCAAAACAUUGUAAACAAGUUCUGGGAGUCGAAAUUAUCGACCAAGCCAUUGAAGAUGCUAAGUAUAAUGCUGAAUUGAAUGAAAUAAAGAAUUGUGAAUUUUUCUGUGGCAAUGCUGAUGAUUUAAUUACUUCUUUGAUCAAAAAAGCAAAAAUUCAGAAUGAAGAAAAUUUAGUCGCGAUCGUUGACCCUCCAAGAGCCGGACUACAUGUUCGAUCGAUUACACAAUUGCGGAACGCCCAAGGAUUGAAUCGUCUGGUUUAUGUGUCUUGUUCGCCACGAAGUGCCAUCAAGAACUGGAUCGAUUUGAUACGUCCUUGUUCGAAAGCAAUGCGAGGUGCGCCUUUUGUGGCCAGGAAGGCUUUACCGGUCGACAUGUUUCCACAUUCACCACACGUUGAAUUGGUUAUCGUGUUUGAGCGUGAUCCGGAACAGGAAGCGCAUGAACAACCGACCGAUGAAGUAACAGAAGAGCAGCCAAAUAAUGAUAACGAAGAAAAUGCGUUGGACGAUUCCCAGGUUGAAGCAAAAUCGGAUGUUGAAGAAGCUUUGUAGGAACAUUAUUUAAGUCAUAUUUAACUAUCAAAGGUUUAAUUCAAUACAUAAGUUUCAAAUUUGGUCAAUUAAUUGGAUUGUUUCAAUGAACCAUAUUUUCUUUCAAAUGAAAUUAA
Messenger RNA from Malaya genurostris, 2077 nucleotides. Its product is annotated as tRNA (uracil-5-)-methyltransferase homolog A. Gene Ontology annotation, biological process: RNA processing. Gene Ontology annotation, molecular function: RNA methyltransferase activity; nucleic acid binding. NCBI's taxonomy places the organism in Eukaryota, Metazoa, Arthropoda, Insecta, Diptera, Culicidae. The transcript has 4 exons. The record is from RefSeq and is a predicted model, not a curated record. The coding region runs from base 102 to 1961 and encodes 619 amino acids.